Molecule: messenger RNA, 450 nt
Organism: Rotaria sp. Silwood1
Lineage: Eukaryota; Metazoa; Rotifera; Eurotatoria; Philodinida; Philodinidae
Source: the annotation of a GenBank genome assembly
AUGACUACUGACACAACAAUGGUUGCUGAUGUUAUGACAGUAGACAAUACGUCGUACACAACUGACACACCGUAUGGAACACAAUUAACAUUAGUAAUGUUGCCAUUUCAUGUUUCAACAUUAAUCAAUACUCAUCCAUAUCCACCUACAAACAUGGUUGGAUCCAUUACUGAACAUGAUCGACCCUACUCGAAAUAUGGGCAUUUAGAUCAAAAUACAUUGCGUCGUAAAUUUCGUUUCGAUGUUUCUGCUGCUCAAACUUUAAGAAAGCGGCGUGCUAAAAAAUGUCGUUUGGCAAGAAAAAUGUAUGCCGUCAUUUGUCAUUCCAAUAUAAGUAAUGGUGAUUUCAUUGAAAUUGGUGAUUUCAAAUCACAUACAGUACGUUCACGGUUUGACGCUUGGUCGUCCAGUAAAUUUGUUCGUGCCCAGAAAAAGAAAAAACAAAAUUAA